CAAUACCUAACAGCUGCUGUAUCAUGGCAAAGAUAACUUUUAAGUAUAUAUAAUCACUGAUAUAUAUUUAAACACAUCUUGUAGUGGAUUAAUUUAGUUUCAACGAAUAGUACGAUCGACAACUUUGUAUUGAAGAUGGUUCUUUCCAUGGAUAGAUGGGUGGGCAAAGUUGCCAUAGUAACUGGUGCAAGUUCUGGAAUCGGUGCCGCUAUUGCAGAUGCUCUUGUCGAACAAGGCUUAAUCGUUCUAGGAGUAGCCCGUCGUUCCGAACGUGUGGAAGAACGUGCCAAACAACUUUCCGGCAAGAAAGGAAAACUCCACGCCAUCAAAGCUGACUUAACCAAAGAGGAAGAUAUUUUGAAAGUCUUUAAAUGGACUAAAGACAACUUAGGACCCGUUCACAUUCUAAUCAAUAAUGCCGGAAAAGGAACUUAUACACUCUUAACAGACGGAAAAACUGAAGACUGGAAAUCAGUUUUUGAUCUAAACGUCUUAGGACUGUGCAUUGCCACUCGAGAAGCUAUCAAAGUCAUGAAAGAGAAUAAAAUCAAUGGCCACAUCAUACACGUGAACAGCAUUCUGGGUCAUCAAGUGCUAGCUAUACCAAAUUCAAACGUCUAUCCUGCGUCGAAAUUUGCUGUUACCGCUCUCACUGAAACUUUACGGCAAGAAUUAAACCACCAGGGACUCAAAAUCAAAGUCACUAGUGUUAGUCCUGGUCUGGUUAUUAGCGAAAUGAGUACCUUAAAUCCGAAUCUACCUCAAGACAGGAAAUCUGCUCUGGAGAAUAUGCCUAGUUUGAAAGGUGAAGAUAUUGCUGAUGGUGUUGUGUAUGCUCUAUCGACUCCAGAACAUGUUCAGAUCCAUGAGCUUACUAUUAAACCUGUUGGUGAAGACGUUUGAUAAGAUGAAGAGUAUUUAAGAAGUUUAACGAAACCAUUUACUAAUUUUAUGAAGUGUAGUGUUCUAUGUUUGAAAUAAGACAGGAAUUUAUAUAAAAUGAAGUAAUAAUAAAUGCCAGAACUUA
This is a messenger RNA of Zophobas morio, 1027 nucleotides long. Its product is annotated as farnesol dehydrogenase-like. The coding region runs from base 136 to 903 and encodes 255 amino acids. Lineage: Eukaryota; Metazoa; Arthropoda; Insecta; Coleoptera; Tenebrionidae. The transcript is spliced from 4 exons. Gene Ontology annotation, molecular function: oxidoreductase activity. The record is from RefSeq and is a predicted model, not a curated record.